Messenger RNA from Gracilinanus agilis (Agile Gracile Mouse Opossum), 1090 nucleotides. Its product is annotated as P2R1A-PPP2R2A-interacting phosphatase regulator 1-like. Bases 164 to 1003 code for a protein of 279 amino acids. NCBI's taxonomy places the organism in Eukaryota, Metazoa, Chordata, Mammalia, Didelphimorphia, Didelphidae. The record is from RefSeq and is a predicted model, not a curated record. Gene Ontology annotation, cellular component: cytoplasm; nucleus. Gene Ontology annotation, biological process: mitotic G2/M transition checkpoint. The transcript has 10 exons. Gene Ontology annotation, molecular function: protein serine/threonine phosphatase inhibitor activity.
UAGAUUUUGUGGCUAGAACAAUCUGGACUCACUUUGAAAGUACAUAGAGUAAAGAACUUUAUAAACCAGAGCAUGGACCGCCGCGGUCCGUGGACCGGAUUUUGUUUUGCUCUGCGGUCGGGAGUGCUGGGAUAGUCAGGAAGAUUUCUUGCCUCUCACCGACAUGGCUCAGGAAAAAAUGGAACUAGAUCUUGAGGCAAACCCCUCUGCUCCCUCCGUGGAAGGGGGAAACCUACGGAGAUCGAACAGCGCUCCUCUGAUUCAAGGAUUAAGUGAUAAUUCACAAGUGUUUCAAAAUGACAUCAUUCAAACUCGAAGAAAUAGCACAACAGUUCUGAAUCGUCGCAGUUUGUUACUACCAUCAUCUCCUAUUCGUAUUUCUAGUAGUCGUCUUCAUCAAAUCAAACUGGAAGAAGGAAUGGACUUGAUCAACAGAGAAACUGUACGUGAAAGAGAAGUGCAAACUGCAAUGCAGAUCAGUCAGUCUUGGGAAGAAAGUCUGAAUCUGAAUGAUAGUGAUGCUGAGAAAUCAUCCUUUCUGAAGCUAAUUGAUUUUGUUCCAGUUUCCCCAGCACCUUCACCCACCAGGGGAAUUGGUAAGCAAUGUUUCUCACCAUCAUUGCAAAGUUUUGUGAGUAGCAGUGGAUUUCCUCCAAGCCCUAUUCCCAGUCCAACAAGACGAUUUACAACCAGAAGAAGCCAUAGUCCCAUCAACUGUAUUAGACCAGGUAUACUUGGAGCAGUGAAAAGAAAAGGCGAAAUGGAAACUGAAGAUCAGCCAAAGAGAUUUUUUAAAGGCAUAACCAAUAUGCUUUAUUCUGAUGUUACACAUCUGUCAGAACUGAAUGUGUGUUUGUCUUCAGAUACCUUUGAUGGAAAUAAUCCCACUGCAGAAUCUUCUGGCAGUUCACCAGCUAAAGUCACUACUACUACUGAUUCUCCCAUAUCUCCUUCUGAAUCCAGCUCUUCAUUUAUGUCAGUAGAUGAACUCAUAUCUAAGUGAAAACCUAUAGGAGACUUACAUUUUCCAAAUGAGAGAAACCAUAUUGGAGUGAACAUAAGUCUAAAAAAUAAAUUCAGUUAUUUCCUU